Suillus paluster is the source of this 1313-nucleotide messenger RNA. RefSeq lists its product as uncharacterized. The transcript is spliced from 6 exons. The coding region runs from base 458 to 1204 and encodes 248 amino acids. Lineage: Eukaryota; Fungi; Basidiomycota; Agaricomycetes; Boletales; Suillaceae. The record is from RefSeq and is a predicted model, not a curated record.
AAUGUUAGAAGCUAAGACACGAAACACGCUAGAGAAAACAUAGUAAGAGACGGCGGGACGACAAGAGACUAGAAACCAUACCUCAGUGUUUGGAGACAACAACUGGGGUAUGAGGAAACGAGACGGUACGUAUUAUAUAUGUGAAUGCACGUGGUAAGAUAAGAAAGGGAAAAGUGUUAUGCGAUGACGACGAUGACGAUGAUUCAACACUUAACACUGCGAAUCGAAUGUGGGAAGAACUUCUGUGAGAACAUCGCAGAUGCCAGAAGCGCAUCACUGGCAGGGCAAACUCAACUCCCUGGCGGCAACUUUCACCACCGAAGGUCCACGAUUCUUCUUCUCUGCAUUAUGUACUGGGCUAUAGUGUUCAUUUGAGAACUGUCUGGCAUUGAAUUUCGACUUGCGAAACUUUGGCGCGUGGAAUAUGUAAAAUCAAUGACCGCUGGCUCAACAUAAUAUGACGUUGAAAAAAAACGAGACUAUCGAAGUCACCCUCAAAUACGGCGGCAUCAAAGGCGGGCGUCUGUUAUCUGGGAUGACCAAUAAAACCAACGCGUAUCACAUCCUUCUAGAAGAUCUGACUAUUCUCAAAGCACAUCGUCCCAAAGGCGAAAACGUCCGUCAAGAAGGUGCUACGUUCUUCCUGUCAUGGCAUCGCCCCUCGUCUCUGGUCAAGGAUACAAGUUUAUACCAACGAUGGGUGGCCAUUGAUAAAGGGAGUCCAAGACUAGACCAGGUCAAGAAAAAGCUCUCUAUACUACCGUCCAUUGAUUUUACCCGAACGCACGGAACCAGUCUGUCGCCAUUGGGACCAAAACAUACAAUAGAACUGCCGCGCACAGAAGGAAUGGGCUCGCUCGCAGAACACUUCUCAUCAUCCCCCAUGACAGAGCGUCCUUAUUCACCGGAGCUGUUCACCACAGAAGUAUCUCAAGGGAAGAGAUCUCGAAGCGAUUCCAUCAAUGAGCCUCUAUCACUAUCUUUUGGGUCAGAUGCACUUCCCCGUUCAGGACAGUACAGUGGAAGAGGAACAUGCUGGAGACGAUGCAACGUCACGAUUAGGCAACGAGUCUUCUCAGUCCAGAACCCCGAUAUCAUUGGUGCCGCUCUCAACAACCAUACCUCAACAACCAUCACACAUCCCUCCGUCUCCACUUGGCACCUACCACAAGCCCUUUCCAGGAUCGCCUGGGAUCAGCAAUAGCCACGCCCCUACUGGUCCCCGCCCACCAGGAGAUCGAGCGGUAAUUAAGAGGCUAUCACUUGAGCUGUCGAAGGUCCGUGGUCAACUGGCCACCUUGAAACAUUGUGAG